CGACUCCCUCGCUAUGCCGCUUACUCGAAUCGAGCUCUCAGAUUUUAAAAGCUACAGAGGACAUCAUGUUAUUGGACCAUUCACUCCAUUCACUUCCAUUAUUGGCCCCAAUGGUGCCGGAAAGUCAAAUCUCAUGGACGCCAUUUCGUUCGUCCUUGGCGUGAAGAGCGCUCAGCUACGCAGUAGUCAACUCAAAGAUUUAGUAUAUCGUGGGCGGCGACUAGGGAGACCAGAUGGCGAUGCAUCGCAAGCCAUUGAAGAUGAAGAGGAGGAUGAGGAGGAUGGAGAUGGCGACGCGAAGAAGGCGUGGGUCCUUGCGGUGUACGAAGAUCAAGACAAAAAACAAUGGCGUUACCGACGAACGAUUACGACUACCGGCUCGAGCGAAUACAAGUUAAACGACCAAGUAGUCUCUGCACAGGCGUAUUCCACCUCUCUCGCAAAACACAACAUCCUUACCAAGGCUAAGAACUUCCUUGUCUUCCAAGGCGACGUCGAACACAUUGCCUCUCAGUCACCAAAGGACUUAACUCGUCUGGUCGAACAGAUCAGUGGCUCGCUCGAGUUGGCCGCCGACUACGAACGCGCCAAACAAGCCGUUGAUCGUGCAGCAGAGAAUGCAACGGAAAGCUUCAACAAAAAACGCGGAAUCGCAGGUGAAAUUAAAGUCUUUAAGGAACAAAUGACCGAAGCGGAGCGUUUUGAAGACCUUGUCGGCAAACGAGAUGAUUUGAUACUGAAACGUUUCCUCUGGAAGUUAUUCCACAUUGAAGAACAAAUUGCGUCAAACUCGAGGGAGAUAAUACAAAAGAACAAGACGCUUGCUGGACUUCGGCGGGAGCAGGCUGCCCAUAACAAAGCUCUGGAAGAUGCACGCGCAAAACAGGCAAAAGUACGCUCGGAUGUGUCUGCUGCCGAGAAAAAAGUUAAGAAAGCGGAGAAAGCGCUGGAGGGAAAGAAACCGGACCUCGUUGCGGCAGAGGGCAGGAUUCUGCAUGCACAACGUAAGCUGAAGAAUCACGAAUCUACGAGAGAAGCAGCAGCAAAAGACGCCAAGAAGAAAGAGGAUUUACUUGCAGUCCUGCGGAAGGAUUUAGCUGCAGAACAGAAGGCAGCUGAUGCUGCUAGAGAUGCGGCUCGCCGUGCCUCACAAAAGAACCUUUCCCUAAGUGAAGAGAAUCUAGAAGAGUACCGACGCUUGAGGGCACAAGCCAAUACACUGGCUGUAGACGAGCGACAAUCCCUUCAAGCUCUAAUACGAGAUGAGAAAACGAGUGCUCGUGCUCUUGCUAGCUUGCAAGAGGCAUAUACUGGUCUGGAGGAGACCAAGAGUAAACUAGAGACUGAAAUUGCUGACAUGGAGGAUAAGAAGGAGGAGGUGGAUCGCAGAGUGGCAUCAUUACAAACCGACUACAGUCGUGCAAAGCAGGAACUCAAUAAGCAGCAGGCAGAAUUUGCGCGCAUCUCACAACUUGAGACAGAGCUCAAUGAGAAACUUGCUGAAUGCCACGAAAAGCUCCUUCAAGCUGGAGUAGACAGGAAGGAAUCCGAACGUGAUGCACGUCUUAAAGAGACACUUUCAAAUUUGCAGCGUAUCUUCCCUGGCGUUCGCGGUAGAGUCGUCGACCUGUGCAAACCAACGCAGCGGAAAUACGAGACAGCGGUCUCCGUAAUCUUAGGUCGCAAUAUUGAUGCUGUAGUAGUGGACCAAGAAAAGACUGCUAUUGAAUGUAUUGAGUACAUGCGAAACCAACGUGCCGGUCAGGCAACCUUUAUUCCUCUAGACACAAUCCAGGUGAAGCCGAUCAAUGAUAAAUACCGUAGUUUCGCCCGUGGUGCUAGACUCGCGGCAGACGUGAUUCAAUACGAACCAGCAGUCGAGCGUGCCAUGCAUUAUGCUUGUGGAAAUGCGCUCGUAUGCGAUACGAUGGACGUUGCCCGGUACGUUUGCUACGAAAAAGGACAGGAAGUGAAAGCCGUCACGCUCGAGGGUACAGUUAUUCACAAGAGCGGACUCAUCACCGGAGGAAGAAGCUCGCAUGGAGAUAACAAAAAGUGGGAGGACAAAGAUAUCCAAGGUUUAACACGUGUCCGAGACUCGUUGCUUUCGCAGCUUCGAGACCUUAACAAGUCGAGACCGCGUAGUAAAGCGGAUGAAGGUCUCGUUGCUGAAAUUACGCGACUGGAGUCGUCCUUAACUCUUGCAAAAGAUGAUCUGGCUGCCCUAACUGCGAGUUUGAAAGGCAAGCAAGAUGAGCUGAAACAUAUUAAAACCGAAAUGAAGAGAAAGUCGCCUGAACUGAAACAGGCGAAAGCUAGCCACGCAGCUUUGACUGAGAAAAUGGAAGCUUUGGCGUCAGUAGUAAACGGCGCAGAAGACUCUGUGUUCACACGAUUUUGUGCGCAAAUUGGCGUCGAGAACAUCCGAGAAUACGAGUCACGUCAACUGAAAGUCGCAAACGAGGAAGCUGCUGCUCGCAGGCACUUUGAAACACAGAUAGCACGCCUCACUCAUCAAUCGCAAUUUGAAGAGCAGCAAUUAGCGACUCUACGCGAACGUCUCGAAGCUCUCGAAGCUGCUAUCAACUCUGAACACACUGCCAUUGCGACACAUGAAGCGGAGAAGCAGGCUGUUCAGGAGGAGAUUGAUCAGUUACAAGAAUCGAUCACGGAAUUCCAAGAGGAGCUGAAGGAGUUGAAUGACUUGCUAGACUCGAGGACGAAAGAACUCGAGGCCGUAAAAAAGAACACGUCUAAAGCAGCUAAGGUUCUCGAUCAAGCUCUGAAGGAGAUUGCCACGAAGAACGACGAGAUUGAGAAGCUCGCUUCCGAACGAUCAUCUAUCUACCGUAAAUGUCGCUUGGAAGAAAUCAAGCUUCCUUUACGAUCAGGUAACUUAAGGAAUGUGCCGAUCGAAGAGAAUCUCCGCGAAGAGGUCACCAUGGACAUCGACGAAGAUGACGAGGGCACCCAGAAGCCUCGGCGAGUUCCGGACUACGGUAUUGAAGUAGAAUUUGAUUUACUAGACGAUGAAGAGCGGGAAGAUGCUUCCGCAGAAAUGGGAUCAACGUAUGACUCGUCAAUUACCAAGCUCAAUUCGGAGAUCGAACGUAUGGCACCGAAUAUGAAGGCAAUGGACAAGUUAGACAAUGUCCAGACGAAGCUCGAGGAGACAGAAAAGGAGGCUGAGAAGGCCCGAAAAGAGUCAAAGAAAGCACGAGACGACUUCAAUGACAUCAGAAAACGCCGAUGCGACUUAUUUAACAAGGCGUUCACUCAUAUCUCUGAGCGAAUCGACAGGAUCUACAAGGAUCUCACUAUGGGACCUGCCGCGCCAUUAGGUGGUGUCGCCUAUCUGAGUUUGGAAGACAACGAAGAGCCUUUCGCAGGGGGCGUCAAAUACCACGCUAUGCCGCCAAUGAAGCGAUUCAGAGAUAUGGAUCAGCUAUCAGGAGGAGAAAAGACUGUCGCUGCUCUGGCUCUACUCUUUGCCGUCCAUAGUUACCAACCUGCCCCUUUCUUUGUACUCGACGAAGUCGACGCAGCGUUAGACAACACCAACGUCGGAAAGAUCGCAACGUACAUCCGUUCACGCGCGUCCAACUCAUUCCAAUUCGUCGUCAUCAGCUUGAAAGCAUCGUUAUACGAACGAGGGAACUCGCUAGUAGGUAUUUAUCGUGACCAAGACGUGAAUAGUUCAAGUGCAUUGACUUUAGACCUUACACAAUACGGUGGCGACUCGAAUCACUAAACGCUUUGUUUUCUGUCCUGUUGCUCUAUUGUUUUUGUUCUAUGUAAAAGCUAUCAUUUCUCCUGGCAUAUUCAUAAAAUGUAAUAACAAUAUGUAGUAAGUAAGUAAGCAUGAAUCCGAG
Molecule: messenger RNA, 3872 nt
Organism: Fomitiporia mediterranea MF3/22
Lineage: Eukaryota; Fungi; Basidiomycota; Agaricomycetes; Hymenochaetales; Hymenochaetaceae
Product: cohesin complex subunit psm1
Exons: 21
Coding region: 14-3751 (1245 amino acids)
Biological process (GO): sister chromatid cohesion
Cellular component (GO): cohesin complex; chromosome; nucleus
Molecular function (GO): DNA binding; ATP binding; protein binding
Source: RefSeq, a predicted model, not a curated record